AGUUGUAUAGACUCGUAAUAAAAUCAUCGGAGAUCACGCACUUACCGCUGUAUAUGGCAGGAGGGCUGAAAUGAUCGACCUGACGAGUAACAGCGAUCUCUAACGCGACGGGGACAGGCGAGACUGCAGUGUAAAGAAAACGCUUGGCUGAGAAGAAUGUGAGGUGAAUUCCAGUCUAACUGAUUGAUAAAUCAUGUCGUUUCCUGUAAUGAGCACAAGAUGUUUGAGUGUGCGGUGGUGUAUAAAUGCAGCAGUGCUCUUGACAGACAGCAGACAGCAUGCUCGCUCCCACACUGCUUCUGCUGCUCGGGCUGACGGUGACGGAGCUCUGGGCUCAGCCGUACCCCAUCCCACCCACCUGUUACUCCAAAGUGCUGACCAUGGGGAGGGAGAUCACCCAGACAGCAGCCCAAAUCAAAACUGACCACGACACUUACAGAUGCACAGCGCACCUGCCCGACCUCUACAUCGACAUUCACAACGCUUGUGUGAUGUCCACUAUGAUCUCGUAUCUGUCUCUGCUGAGCGAUCUGAGAGAACGGAGAUGUGCGUACACCAGAAAAGUGCAGAAUCUGGAGGCUGUGAUCAGACAACUCUAUAUCAUCAUGUCACAGAAGUGUCAUGGGGACUUGGUUUUUAUUCGUGAUAACUGUGACGCUUUACAGUAAAGAGGAUGGAGAGCCCGAAAUCACUUCAGAGUUUAGAGAACGAUUGGACGAGGAUCAUAAAGAGCCCAUUACUCCUCAUAUGUUAGCCAUAAUCAUGAUUUCAUUUUUUUUCCUUAAUGAUUUCAGUUAUAUUUAUCACUUGAUAGUCUCCUGCAUGCUGGUUGGUUAAGCCAAAUGGACUUUGAGUCAAUGUACAGAAUUUUUCAAAUCUUAGCUAUCUUAAUCUAAAAAUAGAAAUUGAAAAAAUUAUGAUAUAAUGUUAUGAUAGAAUAUAUGUAUUUAUGAAUUGCAAUUUAUUGCAUUUUUGAAUACCUUUGUGACCCACAUGUGUAUUUUUCACAGGCAUGUCAAAUAUUUCACUUACUAACUUUUUUAAUGUUUAGUGAUCCGUUCUCUAAUAAAUAAAUGUACCACAUAU
Molecule: messenger RNA, 1086 nt
Organism: Cyprinus carpio (common carp)
Lineage: Eukaryota; Metazoa; Chordata; Actinopteri; Cypriniformes; Cyprinidae
Product: cytokine-like protein 1
Biological process (GO): positive regulation of transcription by RNA polymerase II
Source: RefSeq, a predicted model, not a curated record